AUGGUUCUGAAUAUUUGUCAGCUUGUUGGAGCACCUGUCCUUAGAGCAAAGGACUAUCUCCUUCAUGGCAUUUGGACCAAUGUUUACAAAAGCAGCUUGAGUGAAUCAUAUGCAUAUGCAACACCUUCCCUUAAUGAUAGCCUUCCAACUUUUGAUAGAACUUCUGAGCAGUUACAUGUUAAAUGUAAAUCAUUUAUAUGCUCAGUUUGUCACAAAACAUUCAGGCACAAGUGCAACUUGACUGCACACAUGAGACUACAUACUGGAAGUGCUUACAUAGCCUCCGAAAAAGAUGACAAGCAAUUCAUAUGUGGUGUUUGCACAUUCAAAACCAAUAAUCUUGUGGACUGGAAAUCUCAUGAGUUAUCUUAUGGCCAUAGACAAACAUUUGCUUGUCCCAUUUGUGAGAAAAAAUUUACUCAGAAAUGUAAUAUGAAAGCUCAUAUCAGAUUGCAUACUGGAGAAAAACCAUACAAAUGCAAACUGUGUUUUCAAACAUUCACUUAUCAGUCUGCUCUUAGAGGUCACAUGAUGGCACGUCAUAAAAUUUCUGUGAAUUACUCUCAAACUGAAAUGCAAACAAUAAAUUAG
Molecule: messenger RNA, 591 nt
Organism: Argiope bruennichi
Lineage: Eukaryota; Metazoa; Arthropoda; Arachnida; Araneae; Araneidae
Product: zinc finger protein 658B-like
Exons: 4
Coding region: 1-591 (196 amino acids)
Cellular component (GO): nucleus
Source: RefSeq, a predicted model, not a curated record